AUGGUGGUGGAGGAAGAAAAGAGCAUAGAGGAAGGGCUUUUACAGCUCAAUAACCAAAACGGCGAUUCAGAUUGUCGUAUUACCCUAUGUGUUAUCCUCAGCACUUUCGUCGCCGUCUGUGGCUCCUUCUCCUUUGGUGUUUCUAUUGGUUAUACUUCAUGUGCAGAGAUAGGAAUUAUGAAGGACAUGGAUCUUUCCAUCGCACAAUUUUCAGCGUUUGGCUCAUUGUUCACGGUGGGAGCUGCCGUCGGUGCACUGUUCAGCGGUACAAUGGCGAUUAUCCUCGGCAGAAGAGGAACAAUGUGGGUCUCCGAUAUCCUCUGCAUCACUGGUUGGCUAUCCAUUGCUUUCGCUAAGGAUGCGAUGUGGCUGAACUUCGGAAGAAUCUCCUCAGGGAUAGGAAUCGGCUUCAUUAGCUAUGUGGUACCUGUCUAUAUAGCAGAAAUUACGCCAAAACAUGUUCGUGGUACAUUUACCUUUACAAACCAGCUUCUUCAAAACGCUGGAAUCGCCAUGGUUUUUUCUUUUGGGAAUUUCAUCAAUUGGAGGACGAUGGCUCUAGUAGGUGCUUUACCAUGCUUCAUUCAAGGAAUCGGUUUAUUCUUCGUUCCGGAAUCCCCAAGAUGGCUGGCAAAAGUUGGUAUGGAUAAAGAACUAGAAAAUUCACUGCGGCAUCUUAGAGGGAGAGAUGCUGAUAUUUCACGUGAAGCCUCAGAAAUUCAAGUUAUUGCAAAAAUGGUAGAAGGUGAUUCAAAGUCGAGUUUUUAUGAUUUGUUCCAGAGAAAGUACAGAUACACUCUCGUGGUAGGAGUUGGGCUAAUGUUCGUACAACAAUUCUCAGGAAGUUCGGCUGUAAUCUUUUAUGCAAGUACCAUUUUUAGAAAAGCUGGUUUUCCGGUGGCCAUUGGAUCAACAGUGCUAGGCCUCUUCAUGAUACCAAAAGCCAUGAUUGGUCUAGUUCUUGUCGAUAAAUGGGGCAGACGGCCCCUCUUGUUGACUUCUGCGUCUGGGAUGAGCAUAACUUGCAUGCUUCUUGGGCUCGCCUUCGCACUACAGAAAAUGCAUCUGCUUUCGGAACUAACUCCAGUAUUCACGUUUUUAUGCAUAUUGCUGUAUAUUGCAACUUUUGCAAUAGGCUUGGGAGCCCUCCCUUGGAUAAUCAUGUCGGAGAUAUUUCCAAUGAAUAUAAAAGUAACAGCAGGGAGUAUUGUCACGUUAGCCUCAUGGACAAGUAGUUCGGUCGUCACUUACGCUUUCAACUUUCUCUUCGAGUGGAGUACUCAAGGCACAUUUUAUAUAUUCGGGGCUAUUGGAGGAGCAGCGCUGCUUUUUAUUUGGUUGCUUGUUCCGGAAACAAAAGGAUUAUCACUUGAAGAGAUACAAGUUUCGUUUACUCGUCAGCCCGACGAAAUAAAUCAUACUUAA
This is a messenger RNA of Microthlaspi erraticum, 1425 nucleotides long. The record is from the annotation of a GenBank genome assembly. Lineage: Eukaryota; Viridiplantae; Streptophyta; Magnoliopsida; Brassicales; Brassicaceae.